AUGCAGCUUGCCAUCUUUAAACUGCUGCCAUUGUACUACAUGAUCUCCAAGGCCAUUUUCAGCCCCCAGAUGUUCUUUUCCAAGAUAGCUUACCUGAUAUAUUCCAGCAGUGUGGCAGCUGGUGCCCAGAGUGGUAUUGAAGAAUGCAAGUAUCAGUUUGCCUGGGACCGGUGGAACUGCCCUGAGAGAGCCCUGCAGCUGUCCAGCCAUAGUGGCCUUCGCAGUGCUAAUCGGGAGACAGCGUUUGUACAUGCCAUCAGCUCUGCUGGGGUCAUGUACACUCUGACUAGAAACUGCAGCCUCGGGGAUUUUGACAACUGUGGCUGUGAUGACUCCCGCAAUGGGCAGCUGGGGGGCCAAGGCUGGCUGUGGGGAGGCUGCAGUGACAACGUGGGCUUCGGAGAGGCAAUAUCCAAGCAGUUCGUCGAUGCCCUAGAGACAGGACAGGAUGCCCGGGCCGCCAUGAACCUGCACAACAAUGAGGCCGGCCGCAAGGCGGUGAAGGGCACCAUGAAACGCACGUGUAAGUGCCACGGCGUGUCCGGCAGCUGCACCACGCAGACCUGCUGGCUGCAGCUGCCUGAGUUCCGCGAGGUGGGCGCGCACCUGAAGGAGAAGUACCACGCGGCUCUCAAGGUGGACCUGCUGCAGGGUGCCGGCAACAGUGCGGCCGGCCGCGGCGCCAUCGCCGACACCUUCCGCUCCAUCUCCACGCGGGAGCUGGUGCACCUGGAGGACUCCCCGGACUACUGCCUGGAGAACAAAACGCUAGGACUGCUGGGCACCGAAGGCCGAGAGUGCCUGCGGCGGGGGCGGGCCCUGGGCCGCUGGGAGCGCCGCAGCUGUCGCCGGCUCUGCGGGGACUGCGGACUGGCGGUGGAGGAGCGCCGUGCCGAGACCGUGUCCAGCUGCAACUGCAAGUUCCACUGGUGCUGCGCCGUCCGCUGCGAGCAGUGCCGCCGGCGGGUUACCAAGUACUUCUGCAGCCGCGCCGAGCGGCCGCGGGGGGGCGCGGCGCACAAACCCGGGAGAAAGCCCUGAGGGUCUCCUUUCUCCCCUCCUUUCCCCAUUUGUCCUUGGCUUCUUUUAGAGACCCCAGUAAUAGAGGAACCUAGGGAACGCCCCCCCCCCCACCCCACAUUCCCCUGCCCAGGGAUCCCAAGAGGGAGAGACGCUACAAUCUCUCCAGAGCUUGCCACUUUCCACCCCUUUCCUAGCUCUUUGCUCUCCUCCAGUCCAUCAUCACCCUGCAUCAUCCUCAGGGUCCACACUUAGGUCUGAGGGCUCCCAGUUCUGAGAUUCUGAGCUUCUGAUUCUCCUUGGACUAGGAUGAGAAUAGGCGUUCCUCCUCCCCUUCCUAGCUGCCCUAACGCCUGAUCUAGCCUAUACAGCCGUAGGGAACCGGAAGAACACUUCUCCGAUAUACAGGGUCAGGCUAAAGCCCUGCUUCUCUCUUUUGCCCAUUUUCUUGCCCUCCUGCCAUUUCCCCAUUUUCCUACUGCCAGGUAUCUA
Messenger RNA from Neofelis nebulosa (Clouded leopard), 1512 nucleotides. RefSeq names its product Wnt family member 8B (gene WNT8B). The transcript has 5 exons. The record is from RefSeq and is a predicted model, not a curated record. Gene Ontology annotation, molecular function: frizzled binding; cytokine activity. NCBI's taxonomy places the organism in Eukaryota, Metazoa, Chordata, Mammalia, Carnivora, Felidae. Gene Ontology annotation, biological process: neuron differentiation; canonical Wnt signaling pathway; multicellular organism development. Bases 1 to 1041 code for a protein of 346 amino acids. Gene Ontology annotation, cellular component: extracellular region.